This is a messenger RNA of Hydractinia symbiolongicarpus, 2451 nucleotides long. RefSeq names its product endonuclease 8-like 1. The transcript is spliced from 8 exons. Gene Ontology annotation, molecular function: DNA-(apurinic or apyrimidinic site) endonuclease activity; DNA N-glycosylase activity; nucleic acid binding. Gene Ontology annotation, biological process: base-excision repair. Gene Ontology annotation, cellular component: nucleus. Lineage: Eukaryota; Metazoa; Cnidaria; Hydrozoa; Anthoathecata; Hydractiniidae. The record is from RefSeq and is a predicted model, not a curated record. The coding region runs from base 975 to 2207 and encodes 410 amino acids.
ACCUCUAAAUAAUAAAGUUUGAUAAUAAAGUUUGAUAUUUGCAGCUUUUCCAGUCAGUGUAUUGACAGUACUGUUUAUUCCAUGUUCUUAAAAAUGUUAAAAUGUUAUGGAUAUUUUGUUGAUCUAAUUUCUUAUAAUGUUUUUGUUGGUCACCCCGACCGAGACAAAUUCCUGUAUUAUUCAUCAAUUUAAACUGUUUUUAUUUUAUAAUAGUUUCUCAUUAAUUUAUGCCAUAUUUGCCAAAGGGAGUACUUAUGAGGCGAAUGCCUUUUUAUCAAUGAAUAAAAAGUCACAUGCAAGUAACUAGAAUUGGUUAGGAUGUUAUAUGCAGGUUUCUGAUCUACACAGUCAGAAGGCUUAUGUCCUGAGUCAACAAAAAAAAUUAAUGUUAAUUAGAAUGUGUCAUCUUUAUUGAUGAACUUCGACUCAAAACUUUAGAUUUUCAACUGACAGGAAUUGGUCCUUGCUCAGCAUUUCUAUUUCAUGUUGACAUUUUGCAACUGCCAAAGUUGUUUAUGUGUUCACGAAAAUCCUUGAUACACAUCAAAAACUUUUCACUGACGGUUUUUUCUUUAAAUUGGAUGUGAAUUUAUUUGACAAAAGUUUUGCAUAUACUUUCUCUCCUAUUUUAACUGUUGGACCUUUAUGGUAGUAUGCACUCACAAAAUGUAAACUGCUAAUUUGAAACACAAUUUUGGCAAAUGGUUCCUCCUUUCAGCAAUUUAUUUUGAAUUUGAAAGGGUUUUUUAAUUUGCUUAUAUUUUAUUUAUUUUUUUAUACAUAAUUAUGCACACAAAUCUGUACUUUUAUCAUUUAUGUUCAUUUCCCUUUUUUUAGGAGUUUUAUUAUGCAACUUAUUAAAUCUUUCUUGCAGUUUAUAUAGUUUGCCACCUUUAGCAUGUUAACACUUAACUAGUAACUGUUUUGAGAUGACAUAGAUUAAAUAAUAAUAUUCUAUUUCAAUAUAAUACAUCAUGCCUGAGGGGCCAGAACAUUUCAAAGCUGCUUCUUUGAUAAACAAAUGUUGUUGCAGUUGUUUGUUUUCUGGUAAGGUUAUAAAGUCAAGCGUGAACAAAAAUCCUGAAAUAACGUUUAAUGUGAAACAGUAUACUAUUUAUGCAAAGGCUAGAGGAAAAGAGUUAAUGAUAACUUUAACUGAAAGUCUGAAAGACUGUAUUGUUAAAACAAAAGCCAAGAAGGGCUGUGUUAACAAAGUUCAGACAGGUUGCUCCACUUCUAAAGUUAGCGUAAAGCAAGAACAAGAAAAUGAAUCUGAGGUUAAAUUGAAUAAAAAGAACAAAGAAGAAAAGCAUGCACCUCAACAAAUAAAUAUAGUUUUUCAGUUUGGUAUGUCUGGCAAAUUUGAAUUCACGAAACAGGAGGAUAUACAUAAACAUGCACAUCUGAUGUUUUUUACUGAUAAAGAAAACAUGAUUUUAAGUUAUGUUGACACAAGGAGAUUUGGGAAAUGGAGAAUUGAUGAUAAUUGGUCAGAAGAUCGUGGACCAGAUCCGGUUUGCGAAUACAGUGAAUUUCGUAAAAAUGUUCUUGGAGGUCUUAAAGAAAAAGUUUUUUCAAAAGCUAUUUGUGAAGUUCUUCAUAAUCAAAAAUAUUUUAAUGGAAUUGGGAAUUAUUUGAGAGCUGAAAUAUUGUAUAGGUCAGGCACACCACCAUUUGAAGAAGCAAGGAGUGUUUUGGAAAAACUGGAAGUAGAUAAAAAAGAACCUUUCUGCAAAGAAAAGGGCAAAAACAACAUUGAAUUUGAUCUGCUAGAUUAUUGUGCUAUUGUUCCCAAUGAAGUUAUGAUGUUAGGGGUUGGAUAUGAUCCUUCUGAUAGUAACAGUGAUUACAGUUUAUUUCAAAAAUGGUUACAGUGUUACAACAAUCCUGAAAUGAAUAAUCUUAUUGAUCAUGACGGCAGGACCAUUUGGUUUCAGGGACAGGCAGGAACUCUAGCUCCAAAAGGAGAAAAAUUAAAAUCAAGACAUGUCCGAAAAAGCAAGAAAAUUAAAAAUGACAAGACAACGCCUACCAAGAGAGUUAAAGCUGAUAGCACUGGUGCUUCAAAAAAGGAAGAUGAAGUUUUUAAUAAGGAUUUUUCAACGAAAAAAGAAAAAAAAACUACAAAAACUGAUCAGCAUGACAAUCAUCUUAAAUCAGUUCGUUGGUCAAGCCGUCUUGCAAUGCAAUUGAGAAAAAAGUUAUAGUAUUUGGUUGUGCUGAAGUUUAUUUUGAAUUGAAGUGCUUUUGGCCUUUGUUGGAUUUUACAUUUUUAUUCGGCAUAAAUAUAUAUACUGCCUGAUUGUGUUAUAAAUAGGUAGCAUUAUUUUCUUUCGAAAUAAUCAUCACACAAUGUGUGUAGCUAGCUUGACUUUUAACCGUUUUGAUGUAGAUAGUAUGUAUAUAUUGUUUUUUGUUUAACAGACCUUUGUUAUUCUUACAUGUACAUCU